GACCUCUUGCACCUUGAAGGACAUCACAGCCGCCCGGCCUACAAGGAGAGCUCCCAGCUCAUGGGCAAGAAGGCACAAUGGGAAGAAAGCUGGCACGGUGGAUGGCAGCAGUACCAUGGUGCAUCUGGCUCGCGGCAGCACAAGGGAUAUGGCAAGGGCAAGCAGGCGAAGGAUGGCAAGCGAUGGAGAGAACCGCAAGAGGACACAGCCCAGGGAUUUCCCUCCUUCGAAGAGAUGAAGAUCAAGAACAAGGGCGACAGGACCCACCAACGACAGGAGACCAUGGACGUCGACGAGAGCGAGCCCUCUGCAGGUGGAUACCUCCGCGGCUUCCAGAAGAUCCUCAACGGGCUGCGCAAGGCGGAGACGAGGGCAAGGAAGCUGGAACAGGAAUGCCAGGACACCGACGACAAAUGGGCGGCAUUCCAGCAGAGCCUCAAGGACUCGUAUGUCAAAGAAAGGGCGAAACACCGAGAAAAGAUCGGGAGGCUCCGUGCAGAACUAAGCGAACAAAACCAGGCCAAGGAGGACAUCGUCAGGGAGCUCAAGAAGGUGGUCGCGAACCCGACCGUGAUCAUGGCCCCGAAGGACAAGGACCUGGAGAACGCAGAGGCCCUCGAGGAGUUGGAGCAGCUACUGGCCGCGCCGACAAGGAGCAGCUCAGGCGAAGGACUCGCAGACCUACUUGCGGGAGUUGUCCGAGAUGGGCUGACGGGCAGCGGCGACAGCAGACAAAGACUCCUGGAUGCUCUGGCCUCGCACGGCAAGAGCGCGGAAGCCCCACGGACCCCACCGCGCCGGACGCUGGCAUACGCCGACAAGACCCCGCCGGCGAAGACGAGCCAACGGGCACAAGUCAAGGAAGAGAUCGAGGACCACGAGGGCAAAGGUGGGACUCCAGAAAGAAGCGAAGUGCCCUUUGUGGGCUCCCCGUCCUUGACUGGGUUGAUCCCGGAGACAACGGCCGCCUCGAUCAAGGAAAAACUAGAGGAGAAGCGGAGGCUUGCGACAGAAGAAGAGGAAGACUCGGAUGUGGAAUUCCUCGACGGCUUAAACAAGCAGGAGAAGGCCCUGGACUUUUUCGGCGUGUUCCAGGAGGCCUAG
This is a messenger RNA of Symbiodinium sp. CCMP2456, 1104 nucleotides long. NCBI's taxonomy places the organism in Eukaryota, Dinophyceae, Suessiales, Symbiodiniaceae. The record is from the annotation of a GenBank genome assembly.